AUGUUUGGGCUUAAAAAAGCAACAAGAAUUAACAUCACCAAGAAGAGCAUAAAAAUAAAAAGAUAUCAAUCACCAUUUACACUAAAUGCUUUGAUGGCUGCCAAUAAGCUUGGUGGAAGUGUGACAGCUCUUGUUGCAGGUGAAGAUCCAACAACUGUUGCAUCACAAGUUGCAGGGCUUCAAGGAAUUUCCAAAAUUCUUGUAGCAAAAGAUAAAGCAUACAAGCACAGAAUUGCAGAAGUCUAUGCACCAUUAUUUCUAACAGUUUGUGGAACUGCUUUUCCACCUGCUACAGCUGAAUGGAUCAGUGAACAAAUUCAAAAAAAUGAUCAACCUGAACUUGAUUCUGCAACCAAAGUUGUAUCAGGUGGUAGAGCAUUGAAAAGUUGUGAAAAUUUUGAUAAGCUCGUUUAUAACCUUGCAGAUGCUCUUGGUGCUGCUGCUGCAGUGGAUUUGGGAUAUUGUGAUAAUGCAUUGCAGGUUGGACAAAUAGGAAAGGUUGUUGGGCUAGAUUUUUAUUUGGCACUUGGUAUUAGUGGAGCUAUACAACAUAUAGCUGGUAUGAAGGAUAGUAAAAUAAUAGCAACUAUAAACACAGACCCAGAAGAACCAAUCUUUCAGAUUGCUGAUUUGGGCCUAGUUGCAGAUUUAUUUACAGCUGUUCCAGACUUGACAGAAAAAUUAAAGAAAAAUUAA
Molecule: messenger RNA, 696 nt
Organism: Entrophospora candida
Lineage: Eukaryota; Fungi; Glomeromycota; Glomeromycetes; Entrophosporales; Entrophosporaceae
Source: the annotation of a GenBank genome assembly